CCCACUUCCACCGGUACCUGCAUGUCAAGGGACCGCUCAAGGCACAUCCAAGAACAAACAAUCCAAGCCAACAACAUCGAAGGCCAUCAUUUUUUGGCUUGGCUUGAUCCAUCAGCGUUUGCUACUACUACAUAUUCUCACUAGUAGCGUAUUGUUUCAACGAUGACGGACUUGUUGGUUCCCCUGUGUAACACGAGUACGACGCUUCGUCCUAUUAAUAGCAACAAGAGCAGCCAUGGCGAUUUGGACGAUUCUUCGUUUGCCAUGAAGAUGGAGGAAAUUCAAGGCGAGCGGAUCAAGGAAGCCAUUCAGAAGUCCUCCAACAAGAGAUUGCUAGAAAACUCAUUCUCUGGAUUGGCAGCGCACAGCUUCGACCUCAUCGUCGACAACGCCAACAGCAACGCCAACAACAAUAACAAUAAUAUUGCGAUUCAACCGACCAUUCCGGCGCGCCGACCUGGACUCACGCGAUCCAGCAUGUCCACAGGAAAUGUACUCUCCAUGUCACAGUCCGAGCAACUUCAUGACGUUCGACGAAACACCAUGGAGACUUCGGAACACGGCACUGCCAGUGUUACAGCUAGCAAGACCACCAUGAUGAGACCCAGACGAUCCGUCACCAUUGGACCAGGAGGGAGUUGCACUGCUGCUGCUGCUAUUACCACUCCCAAUCCCAACACCAAUACUCCUGGAGGAGCAUCUACCAGAAGACUCAUGAGACGAGCUGCUUCAGUGGCAUCCAUGAACCCUACCGGUUCUACUAACAGUAGUACUAUGGCCAGUGCCAGUAGUGCAGUCCCGUCGUCAUUGCUGCUGUCUCCAACGAUUGAAGAGUCCGAACCCAAGCUCAGAAGAUCACUGACGUCCAACACACGCAGAAGUUCCAGUAGAACUUCUACUAGAAGACUGCGUUCAAGUGCUACCGGGACUGCUGCACCCUCUUCUUCUGGGCUUGGACUUGGACAUGUACAGAACAAACUCAAACAGACAUGGGACAGUCUCAGUAAAAGAUCACUCAUGAGUGCUUCUUCCAAGGCAAAAUCAGAAAGACACAUGAUGUCCAUGUCUCUUUCACACAACACCAUCAACAACAACAACAACAACAAUACAAACAACACCACAAACAAAACUCAAUCCAGACGAUCCAACAGAAAAGCAAAGAAAGACCUUCUCAAGGCGGCCAGUUCCAGAGACUUCAGUUCCAGAGAAUUCCACAACAGCGGCUCGAGCAGAGAACUGAGGCCUUUGAGCUCCAGAGAGUUCAGAGCUGCCUCCAGUGAAUUCCAAAGUCAGGACAACACACCUGUGCCUGCCCCUACUGGAACUUCCAGGAGAGAAGCCAGAAUUAAGACCAAUAGAAACAGCACCAGGAUGGCUUCGUCUUCCAAAGAAAAGAACAGCCCCAAAAAUAGCAGAGAGCUCAGGAGGAAAAGCAAGGAUAGCAACAGCAACAGCAACAACAACAAGGACACUAAGGUCAAGGACAAGUCCAGCUCCAGCUUGCCUCCUCCUCUCAUGGAUGCUAACGCAACCGACAUUGCAACCACAACCAACGCCGAAAAGGACAAGGACAAGGAAAGAACCCCCAAGAGGCCUUCACGCUCCAUGAAACGAGCGCAAAGUCACUCCGUCAUCAACACUGCCACAAACUCCAAUGCUACCGGUACACAUGCACAGCAGUCCCAAAGCAGCAUCAACAACAGCAGCACCAGCAACCUCAAAAAGGGCGCGUCCAAGAGUCCUACUCCCAGCAAGCCAGCUUCCUCGUCCCCCAGAGACAAGGACAAGAACUCCAGUUCCAAGAAAGGGCCCAUGUCACGGUCCAAGAGUCCCUCUCUUACCGCAAUGAACAGCCGUGACAGCACUAAUAGUGGAACUGGUGCCAGCAGGAGAAGAAGGUCCAUGUCGCGAUCCAAGAGCCCCUCACCACCUGUAAGAGACUCAAGCACUAGACGAGGCAGUAUGGGAAGAGCCGAAACCAACACCCGAAGCAGUUCCAAACCACGACGAGCGUCGACUAGUAACAGAAAACCAAGACUCACCAAAUCCAAGUCGGUGGGAGACAACUUACUUAGGUCGGCUGUCACCAAUACUAAUGACACCAACAAAGCCGUACUAGAGACUGACGGUUCCAACAAGCAACAAUCGCAUCAAGAACUGAACCCAAAGGAACGUGCGACCACGUCUCCGGCAAUGUUGUACUCGCCGAGGAGAACCACGAGAAACACUCUCGGCGCCACGCCAGAAGCCGAUGAUGCCACCAUUAUUAGCUCCUACACUGCUUACACUCUCGACAGCACCAAGGCCGUUCAACACGGACAAAUCAACGAACCCACCAAAGUGGUGCUCAAGGAUCUCCAGCAUACCAAAAAGCAAACACGAAAGUCAUCCGUUGGGUCGACCACAAGCAAGGAUCAUGAUGAUCAACAAGACAAUGAUGAACACGCGGAGAAACAACAUCGGACUUCUUUGGAAACUCGUCAGCAUGCUGUGAGCGGAGCCAAUAUGAAGAACAAGUACAAUUCGAUCAACAGCAGCAACCACUCGUCUUCGACCUUUGACAUGGCAUCCGUCAGCCUGGCUCCUACCGGAAUCAUUAGUCGCACCAAAUAGUAUGCAUGUGGUUGUUUGUCUGUCUGUCACGCUGUAUACUACUAAACCAUAACGUACUCUAGCUAC
Messenger RNA from Seminavis robusta, 2679 nucleotides. Lineage: Eukaryota; Bacillariophyta; Bacillariophyceae; Naviculales; Naviculaceae. The record is from the annotation of a GenBank genome assembly.